Molecule: messenger RNA, 606 nt
Organism: Penicillium daleae
Lineage: Eukaryota; Fungi; Ascomycota; Eurotiomycetes; Eurotiales; Aspergillaceae
Exons: 1
Coding region: 1-606 (201 amino acids)
Source: RefSeq, a predicted model, not a curated record
AUGUCCACCCCAACCUCCCACGACCACGACCAAUUCCAAUCCCAAAAAGACACGCUCCUCCUCCAACGCCUCCAAAAAGCCAUCUUCCCCACAACAAUCUACCUCACCGACGACUUCAAAACCCCCUACCUAAUCGCAGCAGAAGCUACAAACACUCAAUACCCCAAGACCCUCCCUAUACUAACAAUCUACAACGAACCAGAAAACAAAGUACCCAACCACGUCCUCCUCCCAGCCACACUGCACCCUCUCCUAUCACGCACCUACGCUCCAAACAGGGCCAUCGAAAAACAGCGUAAAAGUAUCCCGUUUAAAACGUACUGGGUAGGCUUUGACUUAUCAUUUAUGCACCGGUACAAGAAAGACAGUGAUUUUAUCACCGCGCUAGAUCAAGCGAUGGAAAUCGGGGGCUUGGCUUUUAUCGUGGAUGAGCCGGCGCAGGCACCCGUGAAGGCGUUUUUGAUGGAGAUUCGGGGACUGUUUGGAGGUGAAAAUGAUGUUUGGGCUUCGGCGCAGAGGCAGGUGCAUGUGCUGGAUCAGUUGGUUUUUGGUAAGUAUGUUGCUCUUGGGCCGGAGGUGUUGGGGUGGGCUGGUGAGGGUGAGUAA